Messenger RNA from Hippoglossus stenolepis (Pacific halibut), 807 nucleotides. RefSeq names its product mitochondrial ribosomal protein L49 (gene mrpl49). Gene Ontology annotation, cellular component: mitochondrial large ribosomal subunit; ribosome. NCBI's taxonomy places the organism in Eukaryota, Metazoa, Chordata, Actinopteri, Pleuronectiformes, Pleuronectidae. Gene Ontology annotation, biological process: translation. The record is from RefSeq and is a predicted model, not a curated record. Bases 33 to 560 code for a protein of 175 amino acids. The transcript has a single exon. Gene Ontology annotation, molecular function: structural constituent of ribosome.
UCCGGGUCACGUUCUUUGAGCUGCCACACAUCAUGGCGGCCUCCUUCACCCUCAGCUCCGCGGUGCUCCGCAGGGCGCUGCACGGAGCUCUGCGCCUGCAGUGCCGGGCACAAGGAGCUCCUGCUGGGCUCAGGUUCCUCUGUAGUGCUGCUCCAGAAGAAAAGAAGACAAGAAUAAUAGAGUCCACGGAGGAAUACGGCUUCGUGGAGCGGCUCAUCCCGCUGUCACGGGUCCCUGCUCCGCCUAAACACGCCGGUCCCACCCCGUCUGGAUGGAUCCCUGCAGCGGACUCACCGCCGCCUCUGCCCUACAUGAUCCGCCGCUCCCGAAUGCACAACAUCCCGGUGUACACCGACCUGACCAGCAGCAGCCGCAGGACCACGCUCGUACGGAAAGUGGAGGGGGACAUUUGGGCUCUGGAGAAGGACGUGAAGCAGUAUCUGAAGGAGGUGACGGGGACAGAGCUGCCCACACAGGUCAAUGAGGUCACCAAGACCCUGACGGUCAAAGGUCACUUCGAUAAGGAGCUGAAGGAAUGGUUGGCCGGCAAAGGCUUCUGAGCCCGGGGUGGAGAGGCGGCUGCAGGACCGUCCCAGACCGAGCUCAGGGAGACAUGGAGAGGACACUGAGUAUCUGCUGUCUACACUGUGAUACUCACUGUAGUGUAGUACCAUGAGGAAUUGGUUUGAUCCCUGCCACUUCAGUGAACUCUUCCCCACCAGAGAGAUGUUGAAGCUGUUGGAUCAUAUUGUUUAAUGGUGUAUAUACUUGUGUGUAAUGAAUGUAACAUUAAAUGUCAAAGCGAUG